Molecule: messenger RNA, 2568 nt
Organism: Acanthopagrus latus (yellowfin seabream)
Lineage: Eukaryota; Metazoa; Chordata; Actinopteri; Spariformes; Sparidae
Gene: trmt2a
Product: tRNA methyltransferase 2 homolog A
Exons: 12
Coding region: 16-2076 (686 amino acids)
Biological process (GO): RNA processing
Molecular function (GO): RNA methyltransferase activity; RNA binding
Source: RefSeq, a predicted model, not a curated record
UUAAACUUGAGGAAAAUGUUCAAUCAUGUAUCUCUAAGGACAUUCACUUCGCUCCAGGACCAUGCUUACCCUAUUUGCUCUAGUUCAGCGGCUCACUUUGCUGCAGUCCGAAAUGACGACUGCCGCUUUAAGAAAGGUCAGAGUUCACCGCUGCACGUGGUUGAACCAACAUGGCUGCGCCCUGCGCGUUUGUGCAGUAAAGUGGAAGUUAAUUUAAGAAGCAGGAAGAUGGCAGAUGUUAGUGGCAGCCCAGCAGCUGAUCCUGCAGCCUCCAAGGAGGAGAAGCCUGCUGAGCUCCCCCAGGACCCCAACAGUCACGAUGGUGGUGUCAAGUCUGAUCCCAAAGCUGAGGAGGGAGAGAACGAGGCCGCCUCUGACCCCGGCAUGUACCGAUACAUCAAGCAGGACCUCUUCACAUCUGAGAUCUACAAAGUUGAGAUCAGGAAUCUCCCCAAGUUCUGCGGCUUCAACGACCUGAAGAAGUUCCUGGCCAAGCACAGCCUCAACCCGCACAAGAUCAAGCUGUUCGGCAAGCAGACGUUUGCCUUCGUCACCUUCAAGAAUGAGGAAGAGCGCGACAAGGCCAUGAAGAUGGUUCAUGGCAUGCAGUGGAAGGGCCAGGUGCUGAGCGUCAGGCUGGCCAAACCCAAGGCCGACCCCAUCCUGAGGAAGAGGAAGCAGGAGGAGGGAGAGGGCGCGGGAGGCCAGCCGCCAUCCAAGCGGGGAGAGGGGGAAGAGGAAGAGGAGCCGCUCAGCGUGCAGAUAAACAACGUGGUGACUCCUCUGUGGAAGGUGCCUUAUGAGGAGCAGCUGAGGAGGAAGGAGCAGGAGGUGGUGGGGGUUCUGCAGAGGCUGGCCAAAGAGAUUGGCAGCACCAACAAAGCCCUGGUGCCAUGGCUGUUUGCACAGAAAGGGAAAUACAACAAAAUGUGUUGUCCCCUGGAAGCUAUCCGACCAUCUCCUACACAGACGGAGUACAGAAACAAGUGCGAGUUCCUCAUUUCAGUGGGUGCAGACGGCGAGGAUAAGACCAUUGGUUUCCGCCUCGGAAAGUAUAAAGGCGGCUCCUGCGCUGUAGUCGGCCCAGCAGACACGUGCCACGUCUCAGUCGAGGCCAAGAGAGUGGUCAGCGAGUUUCAGAAGUUCAUCAGGACAACACCAUACUCUGUGUACAGUCCUGAAACAUAUGACGGACACUGGAAGCAGCUGACUGUACGGACUACAAGGACCAAACAGGCUAUGGCUAUAGCGUUCUUCAACCCACAGAAACUUGAUGAAGAGGAAAUCAGUGCAUUAAAGAGCUCCAUGAAGAAGCACUUCACGGAGGGAGAGGGGAAAGACAGCGGAGUAACAUCUCUUUACUUUGUCAGAGAGGGUCAAAGGACUUCUCCUAACCUGGAGGACUUGCCCUGUGAGCUGGUGGCUGGAGAGAGCAGCAUUCAUGAGGAACUUCUGGGUCUAAAGUUCAGAGUAUCUCCUCAUUCAUUCUUCCAGGUGAACACAGGCGCUGCAGAGGUGCUGUACUCGGCGGUGGGGGAGUGGGCCCAGCUGGAUCAGGACAGCACAGUGCUGGAUGUGUGCUGUGGGACAGGAACCAUCGGCAUCUCUCUGGCUAAGAGGGUUAAAAAGGUGAUUGGGAUUGAACUGUGCCAGGAGGCAGUGGAGGACGCCAAAGUUAAUGCAAAGCUCAAUGGUCUGAGCAAUGUUGAGUUUCACUGUGGGAAAGCUGAGGAUGUGUUCCCCAACAUUCUCAAUGCUCUUGUAUCACCUAACAUCACAGCCAUUGUAGAUCCGCCGAGGGCAGGCCUGCAUUCCAAGGUGAUACUUGCCAUCAGGAGGGCUGAGCAUCUGAAGAGGCUGGUCUAUGUAGCAUGCAAUGCGAAGGCCGCCAUGAACAACUUCAUCGAUCUAUGCAGAGCGCCAUCCAACAGAGUUCAUGGGGCCCCGUUCCGUCCGGUGCGAGCCAUGUCUGUGGAUCUGUUCCCUCAGACCAUGCACGUGGAGAUGCUUCUGCUGCUGGAGAGAGUGGACUACAAUUCCCAGCAGAGCAGCACUCAUGAAACAACAGUGUCUUAGCUUUAGAAAUCAAUGCUGUACAGUUUGAUAGCGGUAACAUGGGCUCUCCACACUAGGAAUGUCUGCUCAGCCUCACUACGUAUUACAAUGGCUCUCUUCUCUUAUUUGCAUAACAUUAAAACGGUCAGUUCCUUAAAAUUACAUAACAAUUAACUGCGCCUAUUAAGUCCUUAUUUUUCUUAACUAUUAAUCUCCGCCUCAGAUAAACUCUUGGUUUUAUCACAGUAUGCACUGUAAUGUUUACAGACCAUUUGCCUUUUCCAUCUUUGUAGUUUCUUUUGUCAGCUGUGUUCAUUCAAAAGUGGUUAUUUUAAGCUUUGUCAAGACUGAAGCUACAUGGAUUUUAUUUUAAGUUUUUGGCUUCCUAACACUGACGUAACUGCAGCACACAUUAGGGCACUAUGGAAUAAAUUGAUUUACUAUUGAAGUGCCUCCUCAGUUUAACUCCUUUCCUUUAUCAUUCUGCUACUGAAUAAAUAAAAAGUCAUUCCA